AUGAAUGUCAAAAUAUUUCAUCUUUCUAUUAAUAUACGAUUAUCUUAUGAUGCAGUUGAUAGAAAAUCUCGUAAAAAAGAAGGAGCAUUUUUUGUACAAGUACUUUCUGAAAAAGAAAUUGUUGUUGUAUCCAAAGCACCAUCAUCAAAAUUAUCGGGUUCUGGUCCGCAAUCUAUUCAAUCAUUCGUACGAACGCCAUCAUAA
Adineta steineri is the source of this 204-nucleotide messenger RNA. The record is from the annotation of a GenBank genome assembly. Lineage: Eukaryota; Metazoa; Rotifera; Eurotatoria; Adinetida; Adinetidae.